Messenger RNA from Cavia porcellus (domestic guinea pig), 1746 nucleotides. It is a transcript of the gene Anxa5, whose product is annotated as annexin A5. Gene Ontology annotation, molecular function: calcium-dependent phospholipid binding; calcium ion binding. Gene Ontology annotation, cellular component: sarcolemma; cytoplasm. Lineage: Eukaryota; Metazoa; Chordata; Mammalia; Rodentia; Caviidae. Gene Ontology annotation, biological process: negative regulation of coagulation. Bases 16 to 1314 code for a protein of 432 amino acids. The transcript is spliced from 13 exons. The record is from RefSeq and is a predicted model, not a curated record.
GGCGGUCCCCGCAGGAUGCCGCCUCGCUGCCGGGGGAGCUACACGCGGGCCCCACCCAGGGCGCAGCGCCUCGGGACCAGGAGCGCCGCGCCCCACAGCCCACGCAGGCGCGCUGAGCCCGGGCCAGGGGGAGGAGGGGCGGGGCCUGGCGGGGAGGGGCGGGGCAGGGCGGGGCAGGGCGGGGCCGGCGCGCUUCCCAUCGGAUCCUGGAUCCGGCGGGAAGUGCUGCGCAGUCCCGUUCACCUUGGGUCUCCGCACCUCGGCCGCCGUCCCGCCCCGCGCUCUGCUCCGGAGUCGCUCUCUUGGGUCCGCUGCCUGCGUCCGCAUCUCCCUUCCACAGCGCUCGCCAUGGCACAGGUUCUCAGAGGCACAGUGACUGCCUUUCCUGGAUUUGAUGAUCGAGCUGAUGCAGAAACUCUUCGGAAGGCCAUGAAAGGCCUGGGCACCGAUGAGGAGGCCAUCCUGACUUUGCUGACAGCCCGAAGUAAUGCUCAGCGCCAGAAAAUUGCUGAGGCCUUUAAGACUCUGUUUGGCAGGGAUCUUCUGGAUGACUUGAAAUCAGAACUGACUGGAAAAUUUGAGAAGUUAAUCGUGGCUCUGAUGAAACCCUCUCAUCUUUAUGAUGCCUAUGAACUGAAGCAUGCUCUUAAGGGAGCUGGGACGAAUGAGAAAGUAUUGACUGAAAUUAUCGCUUCAAGGACACCUGAAGAAAUAAGAACCAUAAAGCAAGUUUAUGAAGCAGAAUAUGGCUCAAGCCUGGAAGAUGACGUGGUGGGGGAUACAUCAGGGAACUACCAGAGGAUGUUGGUGGUUCUCCUUCAGGCAAAUCGAGACCCUGAAGUUGGAAUUAAUGAAAGUCAAGUUGAACAAGAUGCUCAGACUCUGUUUCAAGCUGGAGAACUUAAAUGGGGGACCGAUGAAGAAAAAUUCAUCACCAUCUUUGGAACACGAAGUUUGUCUCAUUUGAGAAGGGUGUUUGACAAGUACAUGACUAUAUCAGGAUUUCAAAUUGAGGAAACCAUUGACCGGGAGACUUCUGGUAAUUUGGAGCAGCUAUUGCUUGCUGUUGUGAAAUCCAUUCGGAGUAUUCCUGCCUACCUUGCAGAAACCCUGUAUUAUGCUAUGAAGGGAGCUGGGACAGAUGAUCAUACCCUCAUCAGAGUCAUGGUGUCUAGGAGUGAGAUCGAUCUGUUUAACAUCAGGAAGGAGUUUAGGAAGAAUUUUGCCACCUCUCUUUAUUCCAUGAUUAAGAGUGACACAUCUGGGGACUAUAAGAAGGCCCUGCUGCUGCUCUGUGGAGGAGAGGACGACUGAGUGAUCCCUGCCCUGCGGCGGCCCCUGCCACUGCCACCUCCCUCAGCACGUGCAGCUGCAGCUCUCGGACGCCAGUGCCACACCUUGCCUUCCUCCAGCACGCUGCUCACUGACACAGAGAAGAAGAUAGUGUGCUUCCUUCCCAUCUUCCAGUGAAGCCCUCCUGGCUCUGACUGUCGUAGUACUGAAGUGUACUGACAUUACCAAGUCUGGCAUCAUUCAUAGUUGCUUUAAGAGGGCAGAUCGCUUUUAGCUUUUUAAAAAAACCUUCCUGUAUAUUAAACUCAUAACCAUAUUACCUUCAUCAGAACCUUAGCCUUGAAAUUGUGAACUCCUGGAAAUGUUAUUAAUCAUACAACUCAGUUAAACCUACAAAACUAUGGUGAUUAUGUUUAAAGAUUAAUGACAAAUAAACAUUUCCUUCCCUCUGAA